UACGAUUGUCUUAUGUCUUCUUAUAUCAGAGAACGUAUUGUCUUCAUUUGAAAAGUUUAGCUUAACCGUGUUUCGUAUUCUAAUGUAAUAACAUAGGGAUUUGAAUUGUAUGCCACUGUCAUACACGGCUGGUUCAUAUUUUUGGUUUUUAAGUCGUGGAAAAAGAGCAAGCAAAGCAACCAGUCGCUGUAAAUCGGGCGACUGCUUUAGUCGCGCGCAACUCGACAAUCAAUACUCUGUCGGGAGUAUCUUGAAUUUGAACUAGACGUCUUGGGUCUUCAGUCUCUCUAGUGGUCUCUUGAAGUCGAGGCUUUCCUAGACGCUCGUCUUCUUUAGGUUAAGUUUGCUGAUCCAAACAUAGUGGAGGGAAUUGGAGGCAAAUUUCUCUCAGUCAGUUCAGUCUCGCCAAGUCCAUACACAUCUCAGCAACAUGACAGACAUGGAUAACAGCACUUGCCUUGAAUUGGCUUUAGAAGGAGAACGCCUUUGCAAAGGUGGUGAUUGCAGAGCUGGUGUUGCCUUUUUUGAAGCUGCAAUCCAAGCUGGAACAGAUGACUUGAGAACCCUGAGUGCUAUCUAUUCCCAACUUGGAAAUGCAUAUUUUUACUUGGGUGAAUACACAAAAGCCAUGCAAUAUCAUAAACAUGAUCUCACCCUAGCCAGAACUAUGGGUGACAGGCUGGGUGAAGCCAAAGCCAGUGGAAACCUUGGAAAUACAUUAAAAGUAAUGGGAAGAUUUGAUGAAGCCGUUCUCUGUUGCAAAAGACACCUCGAUAUUUCCAGAGAGCUUUCCGAUAAAGUUGGCGAAGGCAGGGCGCUGUACAACUUGGGAAACGUUUUCCAUGCGAAAGGUAAACAUCUUGGGCGGCUGGGUCAACAAGAUCCGGGCGAGUUUCCAGAAGACGUGAGAAAUUGCCUGUUAACUGCUGUAAACUAUUAUGAAGAAAAUCUUGAGCUCAUGAGAGAAAUAACCGAUCGGGCUGCCCAAGGUCGUGCAUGCGGGAACCUAGGCAAUACCCAUUAUCUAUUGGGCAGCUUUACCCAAGCCAUAAAAUAUCAUCAAGAGCGAUUGAAUAUUGCUCGGGAGUUUGGGGACAAAGCGGCUGAAAGAAGAGCACACAGUAACCUCGGAAAUGCGCACAUCUUCCUUGGAGAGUUCGAGACGGCAGCCGAACAUUACAAGAAAACUCUCUUACUUGCACAAGAUCUUGGAGAUCGGGCCGUGGAAGCGCAGGCUUGUUACAGUCUGGGAAACACAUAUACUCUGCUUCGGGAUUAUCCCACAGCCAUUGAUUACCAUCUACGGCAUCUCCGUAUAGCUGAAGAACUGAUGGAUAAAGUUGGAGAAGGACGUGCCUGCUGGAGCUUGGGGAACGCACAUGCUGCCAUGGGAAAUCACGAAAAGGCUCUGCACUACGCACAACGGCACCUUGAAAUAUCCCGCGAGAUUGGCGAUCCGACCGGCGAAGCGACUGCACAGAUGAACUUGGCCGAUUUGAGGCGAACACUUGGUGUCGACAGCGACGGUGGUUGCGGUGGCAUGGGAAAUUCGACGAAAGGUCACACAUCCGAGGCCGACGACGACGGACUCUACGGAGCAGAUAGCAAGGCAAGGCGCAGGUUAAGCAUGGAACGUAUGGAUUUGCUCAAGCUGACGCCGGAUGUGAAACUACUUCAUAGCAAGGGACGCCGUCAACUGCAUGAAAUGGAUGCUGUGUGGCCUAGACCGCCCACUAGCCAACCAAUGGUUAGACGUGAUAUGCUGCAUCAGUUUGCUAAUGGCGAUGAUGCCAUGGAUGAGGAGGAGUCUUUUUUUAAUUUGGUCACUCAGUUUCAAUCGAAACGCAUGGAUGAUCAGCGCUGCUCGCUAGCCAUCAUCGACAACAAGGAAAACCAACAUGCAAGUACGCUACCGUCAAAUAUUCACGAGAGUCCUUCGAGAUUGAAAGAAGAUCUAAUGGACCUGAUCGCCGGCAUGCAGAGUCGUCGCAUGGAUGAACAGAGAGCUUCACUGCCACGACUGCCAGGCUUGAACAACGCAAAUCCUGAUAUUCUACGUCGGCUGUCUGUAGAGCCAGCUGGCGAAGACGCGGCUGCGUUGCCCGACGAGAACUUCUUUGAAAUGUUGAUGCGGUGUCAGGGCACACGAUUGGAAGAUCAACGCAGCGCCUUGCCGGACACAUCGCCUAGGAGACACAGAGGACCCACUAUGCCCGACGAGGAUUUUUUUUCGCUAAUAAUGCGAUUACAAUCGGGUCGACUUGAAGAUCAGAGAGCAGAAGAUCCCUCACCUCCCCUCGCAGCCAAUGGAGCGGCUGCCACUUCAUCAUAGAGGAAACAGUAUCCCAAUUUCCUCCAGAAUAUUCCUCCCCGCCAACAGCUCUCAUCGAUGAUGGAAACGUGUGUCGACAUUCUCUCUCUCUCUCUCACGCGCCCUUAAGUUUAUCGUUUCACAUACCCAUUUUUCAUUUUCUUUAUUAUUGACUUGAGUUUUAAACUCUUCCAACCUCACAUCCAUUACGUUCGAUUUAUGCUUGCAGUAGAUGCCUGGAAAAGAAACAAUCUGAUGGUUUCUCAUUUUCGAAAGAAAAAGCGAGCAAACAAAAACAAGAUAAAUCUGAACACGGGGUUGGCUUCUUGAUUGUCCGUAUUUGCAUGAUGGCACACGAGUUCAAAGGCGUCCGCUUUAAAGCGUCGCAUUUCUUGUCUUCCUCCUUUUCUUUCUAUUACGUUGGAAGUUGGAAGAGAGUUGUCCCUUCCUCAACGUGAAAGGCAGUUCGAAGACAAUAAAUAGGCCAUUUCCCGUCGUA
This is a messenger RNA of Daphnia magna, 2810 nucleotides long. RefSeq names its product G-protein-signaling modulator 2 (gene pins). Gene Ontology annotation, molecular function: GTPase regulator activity; protein binding. Bases 431 to 2332 code for a protein of 633 amino acids. The record is from RefSeq and is a predicted model, not a curated record. The transcript is spliced from 13 exons. Lineage: Eukaryota; Metazoa; Arthropoda; Branchiopoda; Diplostraca; Daphniidae.